Molecule: messenger RNA, 897 nt
Organism: Verticillium alfalfae VaMs.102
Lineage: Eukaryota; Fungi; Ascomycota; Sordariomycetes; Glomerellales; Plectosphaerellaceae
Product: GCY
Exons: 1
Coding region: 1-897 (298 amino acids)
Cellular component (GO): cytosol
Molecular function (GO): aldose reductase (NADPH) activity
Source: RefSeq, a predicted model, not a curated record
AUGUCUGGCACUACGCAGACCAGCCGUACCUUUACCCUCAAUACGGGCGACAAGCUACCCGCUGUCGGCCUUGGCACAUGGCAGUCGAAGCCCAACGAGGUCAAGCACGCCGUCGAGGCCGCGCUUCGCCAGGGCUACCGCCACAUUGACACGGCGCUCGCGUACGGCAACGAGCGUGAGGUCGGCGAUGGCAUCAAGGCGUCGGGCGUACCCCGGUCCGAAAUUUGGCUGACGACCAAGCUCGACAACCCCUGGCACAAGCGCGUCCAAGAGGGCAUCGCUUCUUCGCUCGAGAGCCUUCAGACCGACUAUGUCGACCUCUACCUGAUGCACUGGCCUUCCUCGACCGAUCCCGAGGACCUCAAGAAGCACCACCCUGACUGGGACUUUGUCGACACGUGGCGCGAGAUGCAGAAGCUUGUCGGCACCGGCAAGGUUCGCAACAUUGGCGUGUCCAACUUUGGCAUCAAGAACCUCGAGCGCCUGCUCAACGACCCCUCCUGCAAGAUUGUCCCCGCGGUCAACCAGAUUGAGCUCCACCCUUGCAACCCGUCGCCGAAGCUCCUCGAGUACAACGCAUCCAAGGGCAUCCACUCGACGGCGUAUUCAUGCCUCGGCAGCACCGACUCGCCCCUGUACAAGAACGAGACGCUGCUGAACAUUGCCAAGGCCAAGGGCAAGACGCCUCAGCAGGUUCUCCUCCUGUGGGGUCUGAGUCGCGGUAGCAGCGUCAUUCCCAAGUCCGUCUCCAAGGAGCGCAUCGCCGCCAACUAUGAGCUCGACGGCUGGGAGCUGACCGACGACGAGAUUAAGCAGCUGUCGAGCAUUCCCGACCGCUUCAAGGUGUGCGGCGACGCGUGGCUGCCCAUCAAGGUUUUCUUCGGCGAUGACGAGUAA